GAAAAGCAGAGAGCAGGAGGGUAGAUAGUAGUAUGUGAGAGGCUGGCAGACAGCAUGGUCUGGGUCUGAGGACAGACUCUGGGAGACGCAGCUGCAUCACCCUCAGGAACUCCAUGUAGACCAACAUCACCUGCACCUGCCCACCCAGAAGAACAGCCACCUUCUUUAGAAAAGCAGGUGGAGGACGGAGCAUUCCGGGCAGCUCACUCUACAUUAUUUGCUUUUAGUUUCUUUGUUUUGGGAGUAAGCUCCGGGCUGGACCGCAUGCAUGACACAACGCAAAGGCGAGAAACCCACCAUCAGCAUCCAAGAGCACAUGGCCAUUGACGUGUGCCCUGGUCCCAUCCAGCCCAUCAAGCAGAUCUCUGACUACUUCCCCCGUUACCCGCGGGGCCUCCCCCCUGCUGCGCCCCAGCAAGCGGGCAACGUCGGGCCCCUGCGCCCUGCCCUCUCCACCUCUACGGCUGCCGCCUCCUCGACCACCGCCACCGCUGAAAGUGAUCGCCCCAAUGAGGACAGCCCUGAGCGGGCGUGCGCCGGAGCCUCCGCCUCCUUGCAGGCCGUCAGGAGGGACGAGGAGCCGGACGUGGAGGGAUACGACUCGGACGACUCCACCACGCUGGGAACCUUGGAGUUUAGUUUGCAGUACGACCAGGAGAACAAUGCACUGCACUGCACCAUUAACAGAGCCAAGGGGCUCAAACCAAUGGACCACAAUGGGCUCUCAGAUCCUUAUGUCAAACUGCACCUACUGCCUGGAGCCAGCAAGGCCAAUAAACUCAGAACCAAGACUCUGCACAACACACUCAACCCCGUCUGGAGCGAGACGCUGACGUACUACGGCAUCACCGACGAGGAUAUGGUCCGCAAAACUCUCAGGAUCUCAGUGUGUGAUGAGGACAAGUUUCGCCACAAUGAGUUUAUUGGGGAAACGCGGAUUCCCCUCAAGAAGCUGAAGCCCAACCAAGUCAAAAACUUCAACAACUGCCUGGAAAAACAAUUACCAGUCAACAAAACAGAGGACAAGUCUCUGGAGGAACGGGGACGGAUAAUGAUUUCUCUCAAGUACAACACCCAGAAGUCCUGCCUGGUAGUAGGCAUCAUACGCUGCGCACACCUUGCUGCCAUGGAUGCAAACGGCUUCUCUGACCCCUACGUCAAAACGUACCUGAAGCCUGAUGAGAACAAAAAGUCAAAGCACAAGACCGCUGUGAAAAAGAAGACUCUCAAUCCCGAGUUCAACGAGGAGUUCUGUUACGACAUAAAAUAUGCAGACCUCACUAAAAAGACUUUGGAGAUCACCGUGUGGGACUACGACAUCGGAAAGUCAAAUGAUUUCAUUGGUGGAGUAUCUCUGGGCAUCAAUGCGAAUGGAGAGCGGCUAAAGCACUGGUUCGACUGCCUCAAAAACAAGGACAAAAAAAUAGAACGCUGGCACACACUGACCAAUGAGUUACCGGGCUCACUGAACGAGUGAAGAUCUGCAACCUGUCAUCAAACCCAAUGGCCUCCAGCCCCAACUGCCCGCACCCCAUCAGCUCUUCUCUUGAUUCUUCUCAAGUUGGACGACAAAACUCCUCUCUAUGGGAAUAUAUUUCCUGUCAACAGGGCUAAAUUAUAUAUUACAGGUCUUGCACAUCACGACUUGCACGACUGCUUAUGUAACCUCCUUUCCAGUUAUCAAGUCCACCCAGAGAAUGAUGGGCUGUUGACUUCUUACUGUUCAGCUGUCUUGCAUGAUCGGUGAAGAUAAAGAAAAGUAAAUAGUCUCUGUUUGAUGAGGCCUUUUACAGCAGCUGAAUAAACUUCACAGAACAUAAAGCAGGAGAGAAACAAAACCACCUUCCUAUGUGAAACACAGCAGAAAUGUAGGCGAAAAUGAUACUGAAAGAGUAGCAAAUGUUUCCUAAUGUGGAUCAUCUCAAACUAACAUUUGCUCAUCAGACUUUUUUCUAGUAUUUGGUUUUGUAAAGACAAACCUGUGUGGGAAUAUGUUGCCAUUUUAUAUUGGUUUAACAUUUUACACAACAGACUGAUUAGUAGCUUUAGUUGCUAAACAUUAUUGUCCCAAUCUGACAGAAAAUUAUCAUCCUUGAGAGCCUGCUUAAAUUUUGCAAUUAUUCUUCAAUCAAAUCCUUUUUUUUUAUAAACAAUAACAGUUCUCAACCUUUUAUUUGACCAAUAAAAAGCAGUUCAUUGCAUUUUGAAUAGACAGAGACCACAGGGAUGGAAACUCGUAGGCACAAAACUUGUUUACAAAAUAACUUAAUCUUCCCAUGAUGAGUUCAUGUACUGCCAAUCAGAUCCAGAUUUUCAGCUUG
Messenger RNA from Cyprinodon variegatus (sheepshead minnow), 2321 nucleotides. It is a transcript of the gene doc2b, whose product is annotated as double C2-like domains, beta. The coding region runs from base 269 to 1477 and encodes 402 amino acids. The record is from RefSeq and is a predicted model, not a curated record. Gene Ontology annotation, cellular component: membrane. The transcript has 9 exons. NCBI's taxonomy places the organism in Eukaryota, Metazoa, Chordata, Actinopteri, Cyprinodontiformes, Cyprinodontidae.